AUGACUAAUAAUAAUAAUAAUAAUGCCGAUAAUAAUAAUAACGAGCAUGCUGGACGACAGGUUGUUGACCCAUUGAGACAUUUAUCUGUGGUGACAUUGACAUUGGUUGAGGAUAUUGUGGUUGUGGAUAUUGUGGUUGUGGAUAUUGUUGUGGAUAUUGUUGUGGAUAUUGUUGUGGAUAUUGCGGUUGUGGAGUAUAUUGCUGUGGAGCAUAUGGCUGCGAAGUAUAUUGUUGAGUAUUUGGUUGAGUUGGAAAUGAAGGUUGUUGGUUAUAGGGCGGAGGACCAGAUGAAGAAACUACAGAAUAACGUUGUUAUUUUUGAGUUAAAAAGACUUUUACCAAAAUUUUUGUGA
This is a messenger RNA of Entrophospora candida, 354 nucleotides long. The record is from the annotation of a GenBank genome assembly. NCBI's taxonomy places the organism in Eukaryota, Fungi, Glomeromycota, Glomeromycetes, Entrophosporales, Entrophosporaceae.